AAAAUCGUUCAAUAGAAGUUGAACCGUCGAGUAGAAACGACCGAGAAUUGUUUGUCAUGUCUCGCAACUAUUUUUCAUUAACAAUCGUCGCGUUAAUAUCGACGACAAUGAUCGACGUAACAUCAACAGAAAGAUCGUCAGUGAAUUCUUCGUCCCACGUUAAAUUUAUCGAAGAUCGAUCAAGGAUCGUCGGAUUGAUAGUACCUUCUUUCUUUCAUCUUCACAAAUUCAAAUUGGAAAAGUUAGAAAAGAUCACUAGUACUCCACCGACUACGGAUUGCAUUUGUGUACCGUAUUAUCUUUGCGAUCCUAAUACUACAGUGAUCAUCGAUGGAACAGGAAAUAUAGACAUAAGGUAUCGAAGAUGUACAGGAGAUCUCGAAGUUUGUUGCAAGUUACCUAACGUUACUGCAGCUCCUAUAGUCACUCCAACACCUGCAACUACUAUGACUACUAAACCACCAUCAACGGCACCUCCUACGACUCCUACAACAUUACCUCCUACAACAUUACCUCCUACAACACCAUCUCCUACAACACCAUCUCCUACAACACCACCUACCACCGUAACAACUAUGCAACCUACGGCUCCAAUAAUCUUUCCAACAGGUUACCCUAUCUUACCUACUGGAAUACCUGGUAUUAAUUGUAUAUGCGUAUGGAGUUGGCAAUGCAAUCCUCAAGAUGUUGUAAUAAUUGGUACAUCCGGAGAAGGUAUUAUUAUUCCGCGUCAACAAACAUCUCUCUGUCCAGGUGUUGGACAGGUUUGUUGCAGAUUAACGUCUAACGUAAUACCAACUAUCAUCACACCUACUGUACAACCACAGACAGCACAGAUUUGCGUUAUUUGCGGGAAUACAUUGCAAUGUACUAACGGUGCUAAUAUCGUUAUACCAUCCGGUACGAAUAUAUUUAAUUCCGCACAAUUAAUUAAUUGUCCUAAUAAUAAUAAUAAUUGCUGUCAAGGGAGUGGACCUAUCACCAACGUUGAUACAACUGUUAUUAUUAAUGGUCUUGGACAAAUGAAAUUCCCAGGUACAUCAAAUGCCUGUUACUGUGUUAAAAGUUGGCUCUGUACUCAAGGAAAUGUCGUUAAUCUCGAUGGAGCUGGUAUUAUCGAUCCAAGAUUUACUAUUUGUACGUCGGCCGAUGAAGUUUGUUGUAGGCCAGCUGGUAUCAUUGCAUCUAAUCAAGUCUAUUCUGAUUUUUCUGCUGGUCCACGUGAUCUUGUUAUUAAUAAUCCAAUAGAUCCUCUUGAUAUUCAAGUCGUAUGCGGUAUUCGUGGUACAGCUAAUGCACCUGCAACACCUUAUCCAACAUCAUCAGGUAAGACCUAUUUCGCUGAAUUUCCAUGGAUGGUAUCUCUUUUCGCGAAACAACCAGAUGGUAAAUAUCUGUAUCGAUGUGGCGCAUCUAUGAUCAAUAAUGGAGCUGUCUUAACUGCUGCACAUUGCGUUACAAAUCAAGAAAAUGGUGUAUUAGUCGCUCGAUUUGGACAAUGGAAUGUGAAAAAUAAUAGCGAACCGAUUCAAGAAGCAGGAAUAAAAGCAAUCAUUCCUCAUCCACUUUAUUAUAAUGCCGGUUUGUUUCAUGACAUAGCAAUUCUGAUUUUAAAUUCAACAGUUAACUAUGCAACAAAUGUUAUUCCCAUUUGUCUUCCACAACAAGGAAUGAUUUUUUCAUCUGGUACUAGAUGUUUUGGAACUGGAUGGGGCAGUAGUGCCUUUGGCUCAUCCGGUGAAUAUCAAGCAGAGCUAAGAAAAGUUGAUCUACCAAUCGUAGAACGAUCAGAUUGUCAAAAUCGUUUAAGGACAACGAAUUUAGGACAAUCCUUUUUAUUACAUGGUUCGUUCAUUUGUGCUGGUGGUGAACUUAACAAGGACACUUGCCGUGGCGAUGGUGGUGGGCCUUUGGUUUGUCCAACUGCCACUGGACAAUUUAUUCAGGCUGGUAUAGUGUCUUGGGGCAUUGGUUGUGGCGAGUCUAAUAUACCUGCUGUUUAUACUAGCGUUUCUCAACACAAACAAUGGAUCGAUCAACAACUCGCAAAUUAUGGUGUACAAUAUAUGAAGACAUUGGUAUCACUUUUGGGUUGUAUCGCUCUAUGUUUAGCCGUACCUUUACCACAAGAAGAUAAAAAUUUAGAUAAUUUGAUCAGCAGCGUCUUCGGUAGACCACCUUCAUCAACAACUCAAUCAUCCAAUAAUGGCGACUUAAAUUCUCUUAUUGAGAAUGCUUUAAAGAACAGAGACGUUACCACUCAACGAACGAUUCUUGGUACACAAAAUAAUCCAACUAAUAAACCAGACGAUUGCGAAUGCGUACCUUAUUAUCAAUGUAGAAACGGUACUAUCUUAAACGAUGGAGUUGGCAUCAUCGAUAUCAGGUCCGCUUUUGAUGAUAAAGAUAUUAAUGUUGCGGGAGUUUCUGGAUCGUGUGAUAAUUAUUUGGACGUUUGUUGUAAGCCACCGGAUCUUGUAAGGAAUAACGAGGAUCCAAUUACACCAUCACCGGUAGUAAGAAAGGGUUGUGGUCAGAGACAUCCCAAUGGUGUUGGUUUCAGAAUUACUGGAGCAAUGGAUAACGAAGCUCAAUUUGGUGAAUUCCCAUGGAUGGUAGCCAUAAUUAAAGAAGAAGGUAUUGGCAAUGAAGGACAAAAAUUGAACAUUUAUCAAUGUGGUGGUGCACUUAUUCAUACUAGAGCUGUCUUAACAGCUGCACAUUGUGUCAAUGGAAAGAAACCUUCGGAGCUUAGAGUACGUGCAGGCGAAUGGGAUACACAAACGAAGAAUGAAAUUUAUGCUCAUCAAGAUCGUAAUGUAGAAGCUAUAGUAGUACACGAGAAAUUCCAUUCGGGUGCUCUUUACAAUGACACUGCCAUAUUGAUCCUUUCUGAGCCAGUCGAAUUAGCUGAGAACGUUGACGUCGUUUGUCUUCCCGAUCAAGGUUCUGUGUUCGAUGGAAGCAGAUGUUUUGCCAGUGGUUGGGGCAAAGAUGUCUUCGGCAAGGAGGGUCAUUAUCAAGUAAUUCUGAAAAAGAUAGAUCUACCGAUCGUGCCUCAUGAUACUUGUCAAAAUACUUUACGUCAGACCAGAUUAGGAAAAUAUUUCGUUUUGGAUCGUACUUUCAUUUGUGCUGGUGGUGAAAGAGGAAAAGACACGUGCAAAGGUGAUGGUGGAAGUCCUUUGGUUUGUCCAUUAAAGAACGAUCCUAAUCGAUAUGUUCAAGCUGGAAUCGUUGCAUGGGGUAUUGGUUGUGGCGAAGAUGGAACUCCAGGUGUUUAUGCUAAUGUCGCUGAACUUCGACAUUGGAUCGACGAACAAAUAAUUUAUUAUAAUUUGGAUAAUACCAUUUAUCAAUACAAACCUUAAGAGAGACUGACAUUUCCGUUAAUUUUCUCGGUCGAUAUACUUCAUUUUCUUUUCUUUUCUUUUUUUCAUCAUAGCUUUUUUUUUUGACUAUAUUUUAUCGCUAUAUUUUAUAUGUUAAAUAAUUUUUAUACCGACAAAUACACAUUUAUCGACUUAUCUCAUAUAUAAGAAUGUAUUCUAUAUGGACGAUAUAUAUGUAUACUUCUUCGUAUAUACAUAUGUAUAAGCGUAUAUUCUUGCUGACAAAAUAAAAUAUAACAAGUGAUAUAAAAAUUAUUGCUUAAUAACGAUUAUUA
Molecule: messenger RNA, 3667 nt
Organism: Vespula vulgaris
Lineage: Eukaryota; Metazoa; Arthropoda; Insecta; Hymenoptera; Vespidae
Exons: 11
Coding region: 57-3371 (1104 amino acids)
Biological process (GO): proteolysis
Molecular function (GO): serine-type endopeptidase activity
Source: RefSeq, a predicted model, not a curated record